This is a messenger RNA of Panicum hallii, 2853 nucleotides long. RefSeq names its product auxin response factor 1-like. The coding region runs from base 353 to 2416 and encodes 687 amino acids. NCBI's taxonomy places the organism in Eukaryota, Viridiplantae, Streptophyta, Magnoliopsida, Poales, Poaceae. The transcript has 13 exons. Gene Ontology annotation, cellular component: nucleus. Gene Ontology annotation, molecular function: DNA binding; protein binding. Gene Ontology annotation, biological process: response to hormone; regulation of DNA-templated transcription. The record is from RefSeq and is a predicted model, not a curated record.
UUGUGUAACGCCGCCGUUGAGCUUCCGCCGCGGCCGCUUCGUGACCUGAGCGGCUGAGCAGCUCCACCUCCUUCGCCUCUCUCCCCUGCCCUGUCCCCUCCCCUCCCCCAAUCUCUCUCUCUCUCUCUCUCUCUCUCUCUCUCUCUCUCUCUCUCUCUCCCACAAGGCCUCGCCUCAACAAGUCCCACCGCGCCUUUCUUUAAUGGGGUGAGCCUAACAAACACUCCGAGCGACGCACAGGAGGAGAGCCCAAGAGGGGGGAGAGAGAGAGACACCACCACCGGUGCGGUGACCACACUGCUUCUCUUCCUCCCUCGCUCCCCCUGCUUCUCCUCCCCGGGACCGGGAGGCCAUGGCGCAAGGACGGGAGCCUGAGCUGUUCGCCGAGCUGUGGCGCGCCUGCGCGGGGCCGCUGGUGGAGCUGCCCCAGACGGACGAGAGGGUCUUCUACUUCCUGCAGGGCCACCUGGAGCAGCUCCAGGAGCCCACCGACCCGGCGCUGCUGGCCGAGCAGAUCAAGAUGUUCCAGGUGCCCAACAAGAUCCUCUGCAAGGUCGUCAACGUCGAGCUCAAGGCCGAGACGGAAACGGACGAGAUGUUCGCCCAGAUCACUCUGCAGCCCGACCCGGAUCAAGUGAAUCUGCCCACAUUACCUGACCCGCCGGAGACGCCGAGGCCAGUGGUGCACUCUUUCUGCAAGAUUCUCACACCAUCCGACACCAGCACCCAUGGCGGCUUCUCUGUUCUCCGGCGGCACGCAAACGAAUGCCUCCCACUACUGGAUAUGUCGAUGCCGACCCCCACCCAAGAGCUCAUCACAAAGGACUUACAUGGAUCUGAAUGGAGGUUCAAGCACAUCUACAGGGGCCAACCUCGUCGGCACCUUCUGACUACUGGAUGGAGCACGUUUGUGACAUCAAAGAAGCUGAUUGCUGGUGAUGCAUUUGUCUACCUCAGGAGUGAGACAGGAGAGCAGCGUGUUGGAGUAAGACGCCUUGUGCAGAAGCAGAGCACAAUGCCAGCAUCGGUUAUAUCCAGCCAAAGCAUGCAUCUUGGGGUCCUUGCAAGUGCAUCACAUGCUAUUAAGACUAAUUCCAUUUUCCUGGUGUAUUAUAGACCAAGGUUAAGCCAAAGCCAAUACAUCGUCAGUCUGAACAAGUACCUUGAAGCUAGUAAAAUUGGAUUUAAUGUGGGCAUGAGGUUUAAGAUGAGUUUUGAAGGGGAAGACGUCCCUGUGAAGAAGUUUUCUGGAACUGUUGUUGAUAAAGGAGAUCUCUCUCCACAAUGGCAAGGUUCUGAAUGGAAGACGUUGAAGGUCCAAUGGGAUGAAGCCACAAAUUUCAAUGGCCCUGAUAGGGUUUCCUCUUGGGAAAUCGAACCAUUCGAUGCCUCUGCACCUACCAUAAACAUACCUGUGCAACCAUCAACGAAAAACAAAAGGCCUAGGGAGAUAGCUGAAGGCCUGGAUAUUCAGGCACUGGAACCUACUCAAGAAUUUUGGCUCUCUGGAAUACCUGAACAGCAUGAGAAGGCAGGCAUUGGCUCCAGUGAGCCCAAUUGUAUCUCUGGACAUCAAGUCGUUUGGACAAGCGAACGCGCAGGAUACAGUGCCAUGAGUAGUUCAGUAUGUCAGAGUUCUGUAGUACUUGGGAAUUGGUUCAAGGACUAUAACUCAUCAAGCAAGGGGGGCUCCCCUUCCUUGUCAGAGAUUUCUCAGAAGCUGUUUCAGGUUACCAGCAAUGAUGCAAGGGUUCCUCCUUGGCCUGGGCUUUCUGCAUAUCAAGCCGAGGAACCCUCUUCCAAGUUAUCUUGCAACACUACUCUGUGCAGCUACCAGACCGAGGAGGUUGCUCGAAAUUUGUCCAAUGCUAUCGAAGAAAAGAAGGAACCCUGCAUGUUCCGUCUGUUUGGUGUCAACUUGAUUAACCAUACUAAGAGUAAGAGUAGUGCUACCACUGACAAGAUGACCAUGGGAGUAGGGGAGAUAUCGACCCGAGCUGCUGGUUCUUUUGAAGACUCUGGUCAGUUAUCGGCACUUUCAAAAGUCACAAAAGAUCAUACACAGCUCCUGAAUGAAAGCCCCCGAGAAAUUCAAAGCCAUCAGAGUUGCACUGGGAGGACUCGAAUUAAGGUUCAAAUGCAUGGAAAUGCUGUGGGCAGAGCUGUAGAUUUGGCGAACCUGGAUGGGUAUCCACAGUUGACCGGUGAGCUUGAAGAGAUGUUCGAGAUAAAAGACCUGAGUUCCAAAGAGAAAUGGAAGGUGGUUUUCACUAAUGAUGAUGGUGACACAAUGGAAGUCGGCGAUGUUCCUUGGCUUGAGUUCUGCCUGAAGGUGAGGAAGAUUGUGAUCCAUUCCAUUGAAGAUGAGGGCGAUAUGGAUCCUUGCCCGGAGCAGGACGUGAAGACCAGUUUUUAGAAGGGGGGACAGCGAUGGAAGGUGGAUUUUUGGAGCCUUUCACGGUUGAUGAUGAAGCAUCGUUGUUUCUCUGGGGCGGGAGAUGGUUGUAGCUGAAACAUGAUGGCUAGCUUGUCUUGAUGAUGCAACAGAUUGGUUGCUGGCUUCAGUUCUUUCUUCGCAAGCAUUUUGAGGAAGAAUUGAUGUAACAUAGGUUUGCAGAAAAGAAAAGAAAAGAAAAGAAAAGAAAAAAGGUUUGAUAAUGUGUCUUUAGUUUGGUUUAAAGAAGAUGACAAUCAAUUAAUGUGUGUCUAGUAGUCUACCUAAAAAGCUUAGUGGAAGCCUUUAUUGGCGUUAAGGAAUAAUGAAGAUGGGUGUAAAAGACAGACCUAUGGGAAUGUAAGUUUUGUAAAUAUCAGUAGGUAUAUCAAUAUAUGAGAGGUGAUAUUGGUUAACUA